CUUCUCUCCAUCACCUUCCUGUUCUCGUUUCCCUCUAACUGCUUCCGGUUCCCUCACCAAGUGUGCAAUGCAAGUUCUUCAAGGGGCGUCUCACGUGUCGAUUCACAGUGCCACUUUUAACAACAUAGAUGGGGAUCAAAUAAUCAAUAAUUACACCACUGUUAUCAAAGACAAAAAAGAUCGUACGAUUUACGAGGAGUUCAAUUAUAUCAAGCUUGGAAAUAUACGCAGCAUCGAGGAUAUUUACCGCGAAGAUUGUGUGCAGUGGACACAACAUGAUUGGGGGUUGGAAGGAGCCAGGCUUCACGCGGAGAGAAAGAUUUCUACUGCUAAGAUUGAAGGUAAACGGGGGAAGUUUACGGUGGUCUCAUAUAGUGGUGAGAGAGCCACAGAGAUUUGGGAGGAAGAUUUCCGGAAGCACUCGCAAGCCCGGGACGCUCUGAAGAUGCAGCUGUUCGGAAUCAACCAAUCACACAUCCCCAUGCUGAUAUUCUUCGACGAGCUUGUUCCUCUCGGCAGCGGGAGGUGGGAACUGAUUCAUCCACUCGGGAAAGCUUACCUCAAUGCCCUUUCAAGGGGCUGGGGAUGCAGCGAACACAACCUGUGGAUCGAUCCAAAGCAUGGGAAAUUAAUCCGCGGAAUGGAAGGGCCCAAGUGUCCGGGAAAUUUGAUGAAUUUUCUUCCCUCAUUGACUAACGACGAAACCCCAUCAACCAUCAACUGUUUACAGGAAGAUGUUGUGUUUCGUUACCUUUCCCGGCUUCCGUUAGACAAGGAAUUCGACAAGAGAGUUUUAUCGGCACUCACAUGGAAACUUCCCAGUCCGGUGCUUAAUCUUACGGAUAUGAAGACCAAUCGGUCACUUAUCCUCCCAGCCUUAACAAACCGCCCAAUUGCAGUAGGACGUCUACUUUGGAGAAGCGCCCACAAUCGGAAAUGCCUUGAUUCCAGAGUGAUGAUGGCAGAUGGAAAGAUACGGUUCACCCUCGUCAAAGACUCAAAAUAUCUCUAUGUCCAAGUAGUAUCACGACCUUCGGAAGACGAGGCUGCCUGGCUGUCCCAAGCUUCAAGUGUCUUCCACAAACAUGGAAUUCCGUUGGGUGGGGACCUCUCCCAAUAUGAACUUAUUGUGCCGGAUAUUCAAAUGUCAGGUCAAGUCGAUGAGUCGGAAGCUUCGCGUCAGCUGCGCCAGAGUGUCUCUAAAAUCUACCUCUUCGUCCUCUCUUCUUCAUACGCCCAUUUCUGGUCUCACGAUGCAACUGGCCGCAAACGGAUUCGAACAAAGACAUGCGAAUACCUUGGUCUUCCGAUCAAAUUUGAUGUAGAAGUAUAUGCGUCCCGUAAACUUUCCUGGCCAUCUAAGAUGUACAAGGACAUCCAUAACUGGCAGGUCCAUCGAAAGUUUGACCCGACAACCGCCAAUUUUGCUUCUUACUUGGGAUAUUUCACCUACAAGGUUGUACGAGCGAAGGAGAGUCAAUUUGAGGAAUUGGAAAAUGACAGCGAGGAGGACUUCGCACUCGCUCAGCUCUUUCACCAUGAUCUUGACGCCGUUAUCUUGCGCCAUGCGCCCUCUGGCCCAGAGGUUUCCCAGAGGCAAUCUGUUGCCGGGAAGACACUCAAUCGGUCGAUAGCAACUGCAAGAAAGAGCGCGAUGACAACACGCCGCACUACGUUACCUCAAUCCCAUCCGACGUCAUCUGGCCAUAUACCUCGCCCUCCGGUUUCUACUUCGCUCAAACGCCCGAAAGAGCCUGGACUGGGACACGACCGUAAUCGGGUGAGGUCAUCUCGCAAGGUAGAAUACAUAGAUAUAUUCGUUCUCAUUCGCGUUGGUAGGAGGAGCCUUCGAAAACCGAACUUGAAAAAGGGAAAGGGAAACAAUCGAAUGCAAACUCGAGUACCGCAAAAAUUCCGGCAAAGCUGCUCAAUGGGCAUAUGACAUUGAAGGCACCGAGCCGAGGAGCAGAACCUUCAGGUGGAACGCAGCGAGGGUCGAUAUGGCGGUAGUAAAUAGGUCGUAGUUCCUUCUCCAAACAUCCUUUCCCCUCCCCCCUACUGAUCUCCUUCCUCCCGCCCGGAAUCGGUUUCUUUGAGUUACCCUGUAGUACAAUUCGACGUCGAAGUUGUAAUGGGACGCAUAAAGCAUGGAGGAUGCGCGCUGGGCACGUGUAGAGGAACGAUCGUGGAGUGGUGAAAUAGGAAUCAGGAUAUAACUUCUUUAGCCGGUGGAUGAUCGUAGGUUGAAUAGAUAAUCUGGGCCGUAAGGAUAACCUCGAGCCGUUCAUGCAGUAAGAAUCGUUCAAGAAGCUAGGGCGAGCAAAGGAGGUGGCUACUGGCACGUAGGUUGGAUCUUGGAGUGUUGGCGUUUCAGCUAGAUGUUGAGUCGCAGAUUAGUGCAAGUAGGACAGUACAAGCAAGAUGAGAACGUGGCUGUCCAGACCAUUUCCGUACUCCACUGACUUCAUGGUAGAUACUAGAAUCCACAUGGGAAAGCCACACAGAUGAGCUAGAGAGUGAGUUUACGGCCAACUUGUCUCCAAGUGCAUGAGAGCUCGAAAUUGAAGUUGACGGGAGAACGAAU
This is a messenger RNA of Marasmius oreades (fairy-ring Marasmius), 2584 nucleotides long. RefSeq lists its product as uncharacterized. The coding region runs from base 68 to 1942 and encodes 624 amino acids. The record is from RefSeq and is a predicted model, not a curated record. The transcript has 11 exons. Lineage: Eukaryota; Fungi; Basidiomycota; Agaricomycetes; Agaricales; Marasmiaceae.